ACGUUUCCUCUUUCUUCUCGCCCGACUCUCAUUUCCUAUCUUUUCCUUGUUUUUCUCCUCCAGAAAAUUUUGUAUUCUAUUUUUAUAGUCGUUUUUCAUUUCCUUUUUCUGUUUUUUCUGAAAUUCCUCCAUUGGAGGACUGUAGAGAGCUUAGCUAAGGCGUUCUUCUGUAAAUUUCAAGGAAUUAAUUUAGUAUUUUGAUCAAGAGAAUCAAUCAAUCAAAGAUGAAACAUUUCGUAUUUCAGCAGAACGCCUUUGCAGCAAGCUGUGAAGAAUGGAGAAGCUCUGUUUCAUCAGAUCGAAAAGAUCCUCUCGUUUGUCCUAAACCUAGAAGACUUGGUGUUGGAAUCCACCAGCAUCAUAAUAAUCAUCCAAUUAAUGACUCUAUCAGACCUUUUAGAUACCAUUUUAGUCACCAAGCUGAGUUAUCCGACUCAAAAGCUGGAAUGGAGCUCAUGGAUAUCAUUAUCACCAAAGGUGGGCAAGUUUCAUCAUCUCCACCAUAUUUUUGCGGGUCACCACCAAGUAGAGCUGAAAAUCCUUUGAUCCAGGAUGCUCGAUUUCGAAACGAGAAAUUACUAUCACCAGUUUCACCACUUUCGAUCCCUGUUAUUAAUUCGGGAUCUUCCUCAUCUUCUUCAUCAACUCCCACUACCACAUCCUCAUCAAUCAAGAGUAAUGGUGGAAGCUGUGUCCGAGCAAAGUUCGGACACAAACCAGCUAUGGUGAGAAUUGAAGGUUUUGAGUGCAGAGACAGGCGAAAUUGCGGAAUCUCUGCUGUAGCUUAGAAAAAUUAGAAACAAAAAAGUUUAAAAAUACUUAGAGAAGGAUUCCAAACAACAUCAACACAACCCACUUGUUACAGAGCAGUGAGUGAGAGAGAGAGAUCGAGAGGAGGUUUUUUUUUUGUAUUAGUCCAUGAAUUACCAUGUUGUAUAUAGUGUUUGUUUUUUUUUCAUAGUGGUUUGAGAAAUUGAGAUCAUCUUUGUUACAAAAAUCUCUUUCUCAUUCUCUCUUCCUCUCAGUAUGAUGAGAAUUUCUGUAUGUAUAGAUCGAAGAAAGUUGUUCUUAUGUGUAAAUGUAAUUAUCAUUAAGAUCAAGAAGAAGAAGCUGUUAAAUUUUAUGAUGAAAAUAAAAGUAGUUAAAAAGGAAGAAAGGAAGGAAGCCAAGAAGAGUAGCUUCUUUUCUUUUCUCCUUGAUUAGGUUUAGAGUUUUUGAGUUAGUGAGAAAGAUUCAAAGAGAGUUUGGUAAUCGGUGAUGUAUCUGUUUUGAAGUUAUCUUUGUAAAUAAAAUUAGUUGUUAAUGAGUCAUUUUCAUUUCUU
This is a messenger RNA of Papaver somniferum (opium poppy), 1322 nucleotides long. RefSeq lists its product as uncharacterized. Bases 225 to 788 code for a protein of 187 amino acids. The record is from RefSeq and is a predicted model, not a curated record. The transcript is spliced from 4 exons. Lineage: Eukaryota; Viridiplantae; Streptophyta; Magnoliopsida; Ranunculales; Papaveraceae.